CCUGGUGAAGAAUGUGAUGGGAGCAGUAGCAUGUCUGCGGAGAGCGGCCCUGGGACGAGACUGAGAAAUCUGCCAGUAAUGGGGGAUGGACUAGAAACUACCCAAAUGUCUACAACGCAGGCCCAGGCCCAACCCCAGCCAGCGAACGCCGCCAGCACCAACCCCCCGCCCCCAGAGACCUCCAACCCCAACAAGCCCAAGAGGCAGACCAACCAGCUGCAGUACCUUCUCCGCGUGGUGCUCAAGACGCUAUGGAGACACCAGUUCGCCUGGCCUUUCCAGCAGCCUGUGGAUGCCGUCAAGUUGAACCUCCCUGAUUACUACAAGAUCAUCAAGCAGCCAAUGGAUAUGGGAACAAUAAAGAAGCGCUUGGAAAACAACUAUUACUGGAAUGCUCAGGAAUGUAUCCAGGACUUCAACACUAUGUUUACAAAUUGUUACAUCUAUAACAAGCCUGGAGAUGACAUAGUCUUAAUGGCAGAAGCUCUGGAAAAGCUCUUCUUGCAGAAAAUCAAUGAACUGCCCACAGAAGAAACUGAGAUUAUGAUAGUGCAGGCGAAAGGAAGAGGCCGUGGGCGGAAAGAAGCAGGGACGGCAAAACCUGGCAUCUCUACGGUACCGAACACGACCCAAGCAUCGACACCACCGCAGACCCAAGCCCCUCAGCAGAACCCUCCGCCCGUGCAGGCCACGCCUCACCCCUUCCCCACCGCUGUCACUCCUGACCUCAUCGUCCAGACGCCCGUCAUGACAGUGGUGCCACCCCAGCCCCUGCAGACGCCCCCACCAGUGCCCCCGCAGCCACCACCCGCACCUGCUCCAGCUCCCCAGCCCGUGCAGAGCCACCCGCCCAUCAUUGCAGCCACCCCACAGCCUUUGUUGAAGACAAAGAAAGGAGUGAAGAGGAAAGCAGACACCACCACCCCCACCACCAUCGACCCUAUUCACGAGACACCCCUGCUGCCCCCAGAGCCCAAGACCACCAAACUGGGCCCCCGGAGGGAGAGCAGCCGGCCUGUGAAAGCUCCCAAGAAAGAGGCGCCGGACUCCCAGCAGCACCCCACGGUGCCGGACAGGAGCAGCAAAGUGUCGGAGCAGCUCCGGUGCUGCAGCGGCAUCCUCAAGGAGAUGUUCGCCAAGAAGCACGCAGCCUACGCCUGGCCCUUCUACAAGCCCGUGGACGUGGAGGCGCUGGGCUUGCACGACUACUGCGACAUCAUCAAGCACCCCAUGGACAUGAGCACCAUCAAGUCGAAGCUGGAGGCCCGCGAGUACCGCGACGCUCAGGAAUUUGGUGCUGAUGUCCGAUUGAUGUUCUCCAACUGCUACAAGUACAACCCCCCCGACCAUGAGGUGGUCGCCAUGGCCCGAAAGCUCCAGGAUGUGUUCGAGAUGCGUUUUGCCAAGAUGCCGGAUGAGCCCGAGGAGCCUGUGGUGGCUGUAUCCUCCCCUGCGGUGCCGCCUCCCACAAAGGUGGCGACUCCCCCCUCCUCCAGCGACAGCAGCAGUGACAGCUCCUCUGACAGUGACAGCUCCACUGACGACUCGGAAGAGGAGCGUGCCCAGCGGCUGGCCGAACUCCAAGAGCAGCUCAAAGCCGUGCACGAGCAGCUCGCGGCCCUCUCACAGCCCCAGCAGAACAAACCAAAGAAAAAAGAGAAAGACAAGAAGGAAAAGAAGAAAGAAAAGCACAAAAAGAAAGAGGAGGUGGAGGAGAGCAAGAAAAGCAAAGCCAAGGAGCUUCCACCCAAAAAGACGAAGAAAAACAACAGCAGCAAUAGCACCGCCAGCAAGAAGGAGCCGGCGCCCACGAAGAGCAAGCCCCCACCCGCUUAUGAGUCGGAGGAGGAGGACAAGUGCAAGCCCAUGUCGUACGAGGAGAAGCGGCAGCUCAGCCUGGACAUCAACAAGCUGCCGGGUGAGAAGCUGGGCCGCGUGGUGCACAUCAUCCAGUCCCGUGAGCCCUCGCUCAAGAACUCCAACCCUGAUGAGAUCGAGAUAGACUUUGAGACGCUGAAGCCGUCCACGCUGCGUGAGCUGGAGCGAUACGUCACCUCCUGCCUGCGCAGGAAGAGGAAGCCUGCAGCUGAGAAGGUGGACGUGAUGGCUGGCUCCUCCAAGAUGAAGGGCUUCUCGUCCUCGGAGUCAGAGAGCAGCAGCGAGUCCAGCUCCUCUGACAGCGAAGACUCAGAAACAGACAUGGCUCCAAGGCCCAAAAAGAAGGGGCGCCCUGGGAGGGAGCAGAAGAAGCAUCACCACCACCACCAUCCGCAGAUGCAGCCGGCCCCACCCCCUGCACCCCAGCAGCCCCCAGCAGCCCCCCAGCAGCCAGCAGCAGCCCCAGCUCCCCAGCAGCAGCCGCCGCCACCACCGCCACAGCAGCAGGCGCCACCGCCGCCAGCACCGCCCCCGCCCUCCCUGCCACCGCAGCCGGCGCCCACCUUGAAGGCAUCCCCGCCGCCCUUCAUCGCUACCCAGGUGCCCGUGCUCGAGCCCCAGCUCCCGGGCAGUGUCUUCGACCCCAUCAGCCACUUCACCCAGCCCAUCCUGCACCUGCCGCAACCCGAGCUGCCCCCCCACCUGCCCCCGGCGCCCGAGCACAGCACUCCGCCUCAUCUCAACCAGCACGCGGUGGUCUCCCCGCCAGCUUUGCACAACGCGCUGCCCCAACAACCGUCGCGGCCCAGCAAUCGAGCCGCUGCCCUGCCCCCCAAACCCUCCCGGCCCCCAGCCGUGUCCCCAGCCCUGACCCAGCCCCCCCUGCUCCCGCAGCCUCCCCAAGUGCUGCUGCAGGAGGAUGAGGAACCGCCAGCCCCACCCCUCACCUCCAUGCAGAUGCAGCUGUACCUGCAGCAGCUGCAGAAGGUGCAGCCGCCUGCCCCCCUGCUCCCUUCCGUGAAGGUGCAGUCCCAGCCCCCACCACACCCCUCUGUGCAGCAGCUCCCGCCCCCACCUCCCCCCCAGCCGCAGCCACCACCCCCGCCACAGCACCAGCCCCCUCCCCGACCCGUGCACCUGCAGGGGCUGCCGUUUCCCACACACAUCCAGCAGCCCCCACCACCGCCCGGCCCGCAGCCCCCACACCCGCCGCCCGGCCCGCAGCCACCACCGCCCGCCAAGCCGCAGCAGGUCAUCCAGCACCACCCCUCGCCUCGGCACCACAAGUCGGACCCCUACUCGGCAGGUCACCUCCGAGAAGCCCCCUCCCCGCUGAUGAUACAUUCCCCCCAAAUGCCGCCCUUCCAGGGCCUCACUCACCAGUCACCACCUCAGCAAACUGUGCAGCCUAAAAAGCAGGUACAGGGCAGGGCGGGCCGGGGCCGGGGCCGGGGGUGCCCGCCCACCUCACCUGCCGCGGUGCCUGUGCCCACGCAGGACCUGCGUGCUGCACCUGUGGUCCAGCCCCAGCCCCUGGUGGCGGUGAAGGAGGAGAAGACCCACUCGCCUGUCGUCCGCAGCGAGCCCUUCAGCCCCUCACUGCGGCCAGAGCCCCCCAAGCACCCCGAGAACAAGGCCCCCGUGCACCUGCCCCAGCGGCCAGAGAUGAAGCCCGUGGAUAUCGGGAGGCCAGUGAUCCGCCCCCCUGAACAGAACGCAGCCCCUCCUGGGGCCUCUGACAAGGACAAGCAGAAACAGGAGCCCAAGACACCAGUUGCCCCCAAAAAGGACCUGAAAAUCAAGAACAUGGGCUCAUGGGCCAGUCUAGUGCAGAAGCCCCCGUCCACCCCAUCGUCCACCGCCAAGGCGUCUAGCGACAGCUUCGAGCAGUUCCGCCGUGCCGCCCGAGAGAAGGAGGAGAGGGAGAAGGCCCUGAAGGCCCAGGCCGAGCAUGCCGAGAAGGAAAAGGAGCGGCUGCGGCAGGAGCGUAUGAGGAGCCGAGAGGACGAGGAUGCGCUGGAGCAGGCCCGGCGUGCUCACGAGGAGGUGCGCAGGCGACAGGAACAACAGCAACAGCGGCAGGAGCAGCAGCAGCAGCAGCAGGCAGCGGCCGUGGCAGCGCCCCAGGCCCAGAGCUCCCAGCCCCAGUCCAUGCUGGACCAGCAGCGGGAGCUGGCGCGGAAGCGGGAGCAGGAACGGAGGCGCCGAGAGGCGAUGGCAGCUACGAUUGACAUGAAUUUCCAGAGUGAUCUCUUGUCGAUAUUUGAGGAGAAUCUUUUCUGAGGACUUUGGACUUUGGUUUUCUGGCAAAGCGUUGACUGUCCAUAGUGUUAGCAGCGGCCAGGGCCACGUCCGGGUCUGGCGUUCCUGCAUGCUGUGCCCGGGGCAGGCCUGCCGGGCAGCCGGGGACGGCGGAGCCUGUCUGCCUUACCGCCAGCAGACGUCCCUCCAACCCGCCGCCCUCACGGACGUCUGCUCAGAGCAAGUGCCGGCCGGACCCAGCCCGCACCCGGCGUCUGGGACUGGCCCGUCUCGUCGCCAAAUGUCCAGUGUACACAGGAUGCUGCCACCGCCACCCGACUGGUUUUCCAUCCCCAAGAAAGUGACGUCUGUGAACGUCCCGCCCGUAGGAGGACGACCCCACCGGCCCAGCCCUCGCUGGCACUGACUUUGCCUUGAACAGCCCCACCCCGCCCUCCCCACAAGCCUUUAAUCGAGAGCCGCUCUCUGUAAGUGUUCGCUUGUGCAAAAGGGAAUAGUGCCGUGGAGGUGUGUGUCCAUGGCCGUGCAGAGCGAGGUGACUCACGUGUGGGCCGGUCCCCCGGGGAAGCGGCCACCAACCAAAGUCAGUUCCUCCCUUCCUGUGUUUCUGGCUCGUAGGGUUUUUUUGUUGUUGUUGUUGUUUCUUUUUCGUUUUUCCCUAUAUAUAUAUUUUUUGUUGUUGGACUAUUUUUAUUUUUAACUCUUCUAGACAAGUUGGCACUGCUUCUCUCUGCAAAGGUUUGAUGGGGACGUCCCCUCCUGGGGCGGCGGCUGCCACUGCCGUGGUUCAUGUGAGCGUGGCUGUCCUGUGUAGUGAACGUAGUGGGCAUCUCUGUUGGACGUCUGUCGGGGGCUCCACCAAACUGGUGUAAAAAGAAACUCGGAAACCCCACAAAAAUAACAAAAUGCGAAAUGGGGGGUGGGGGGACUCUAUAUUUUACUCAGUUUCGAACUUUAUUAAUUUUUAAUUAUGAACCAGACUGUUUUCUCCACCACCCCCAUUUGUUGGCCUUUGUUCUUUAACGUCAGGUCUGUUUUUAAGUUUUGUGUGUUUUUUUUUAACCAGGAAAUAAAGGGCCUAGGUGGGUGCUGGGGUCACAUACCAGUGCCCCCCCCCCAGCCAGAUGACCUCCCCUUGUUUUUUAAUUUUAUAAUCGGAGCCCUGAGCAAGGUUAGCCGUGCCAUGAGAACCCACACCCACAACGCUGGUGCCUCAGUGUUGGCCAUACUCUGGAGUUGCUCACUGGUGUGACUUUUGAUGGUGAAGAUGCAUUUUGUCUGUACUGAUCAUGGAAUAAACACAUCUCUCUUUUGUAA
Suncus etruscus (white-toothed pygmy shrew) is the source of this 5457-nucleotide messenger RNA. It is a transcript of the gene BRD4, whose product is annotated as bromodomain containing 4. Lineage: Eukaryota; Metazoa; Chordata; Mammalia; Eulipotyphla; Soricidae. Gene Ontology annotation, biological process: positive regulation of transcription elongation by RNA polymerase II; chromatin remodeling. Bases 31 to 4161 code for a protein of 1376 amino acids. Gene Ontology annotation, cellular component: nucleus; chromatin. The transcript is spliced from 18 exons. The record is from RefSeq and is a predicted model, not a curated record.